This is a messenger RNA of Harpegnathos saltator (Jerdon's jumping ant), 1676 nucleotides long. RefSeq names its product 4-hydroxybutyrate coenzyme A transferase. The coding region runs from base 121 to 1533 and encodes 470 amino acids. Lineage: Eukaryota; Metazoa; Arthropoda; Insecta; Hymenoptera; Formicidae. Gene Ontology annotation, molecular function: acetate CoA-transferase activity. The record is from RefSeq and is a predicted model, not a curated record. Gene Ontology annotation, cellular component: mitochondrion. Gene Ontology annotation, biological process: acetate metabolic process. The transcript is spliced from 6 exons.
AGCGGAGAGAUGGCGGCGGAUCAGUUUUCCGUAUGACGCUUAUGGUCAGCGGGAUCCUUUUCUAGCUGAUGCAUAUAUCAUGCGAGUUUUCAUACGGCCUAGUAGACGUAUGAUGAGAAGAUGCUCCGGAAUCUAAGAUUGGCGCUCGGCAAAAUUUGCCACGCAGCACCUCUCCGCUUUUGCAAACGCCGAUACGUGGCGAGGGAACCGUUUCAGGCGCUGAACCGGUGUCCGAAGUGGGUUUGUGUGGAAGACGCAGUGAAGAUCAUAAACUCAGAGCACUUGGUCUUCAUACAAGGCGGCGCGGGCACGCCGAUAGAGCUCGUGCGUAGCAUGACCGAGCACGGGGUGUGCAACAAUCUGCGCGGCGUCCGGUUGCUGCACAUGAACCUCGAGGGGGACGUGCCAUUCGCUAAUCCGGAGUUUCAGAAGCACUUCAGAUCCAUCAGUUUGUACGUCGGCGCUAAUAUCAGGGAGGCGGUGAACGACGGACGAGCGGACUACAUCCCGGUGUUCCUGCAUGAGGCACCGAGGUUGUUCUACGAGAAGAAGAUCGUGCCCGACGUCGCGCUGAUCCACGUGAGCAUGCCGGACGCGCGUGGCUACUGUUCGCUGGGCGUAAGCGCGGAUUGCACCCGCGCUGCGGUCUGCACCGCGAAAGUUAUCAUUGCGCAAGUGAACGAGCACAUGCCGAAGACAUACGGCGACACAAUCAUCCAUUUGAGCCACUUCGACUUUGCGGUGAGGUACGAUUGCCCUCUGCCCUCCGUGGCCAACACGCAGCCCAACGAGAUCGAGCAUGAGAUCGGCAAGAUCAUCGCGCAACGACUGGUCGACGACGGUGCGACGAUGCAGCUUGGCAUAGGCAACAUUCCCGAGGCAGUGCUGCAUGCUCUGUGCAACCACAAGGACCUGGGUAUACACUCAGAAGUACUCGGAGACGCGAUGAUCGAUCUUGUUGAGAAUGGUAACGUCACGAAUAGGUAUAAGAUCAAGCAUCGAGGACGCAUGGUCGGCUCGAUGGCGAUCGGCACGAAGAAACUGUACGAUUUCUUGCAUGUCAAUCCAAUCGUCGAGAUGUUGGCGGUGAAUUACGUGAACGAUCCCCGAGUGAUCUCGAUACAGCCGAAGAUGACUGCCAUCAACUCCUGCAUCGAGAUGGACAUCACCGGUCAAGUGUGCUCGGACAGCCUGGGCUGUAAGAUAUAUGCCGGCUUCGGCGGUCAGUUAGACUUCAUUCAAGGCGCGGCGAAAGGUCAAGACAGUCACGGGAAAGCCAUCAUCGCGUUUCCCUCAGUCACGAGCAAAGGAGAGAGUAAAAUACAGCCGGUGUUGAAAAGCGGAGGCGGAGUGGUGGUCACGAGAGCCCACGUGCAUUACAUAGUCACAGAGCAUGGGGUGGCACAGCUCUUCGGCAAAACGCUGCGACAAAGAGCGAACGCGCUGAUUCAGAUCGCGCAUCCUGAUCACCGGGAGUGCCUGGAGAAGGCCGCGUACGAACGACUCAAGUCUAAUCCAACGAAAUAUCUCUAACACUCUUGUGACGUGUAAAUACAAUAGCCGUUUAUAAUAUUUCCAAGGUAGCCUCUGUAGCGGCUGUUCUUUCUUGUCAACAUUCUGUUAUCUUUAUAUUGAUAUAAGCUGUAGUGUAUGUCCUCUCGAUUUAAAAUUGACGA